Molecule: messenger RNA, 3992 nt
Organism: Clarias gariepinus (North African catfish)
Lineage: Eukaryota; Metazoa; Chordata; Actinopteri; Siluriformes; Clariidae
Gene: slc12a1
Product: solute carrier family 12 member 1
Exons: 26
Coding region: 163-3261 (1032 amino acids)
Biological process (GO): cell volume homeostasis; potassium ion homeostasis; sodium ion transmembrane transport
Cellular component (GO): membrane
Molecular function (GO): sodium:potassium:chloride symporter activity
Source: RefSeq, a predicted model, not a curated record
GAUCAGCAAACUGCUGCAUCCAGGAGCCUUCACACAGCUGCGUGAUAGAUGUGAGAAGAACCAUUUCAGCUCGAAAGUGAUUAGUUUUGGUACGUCUGAAGUAUCUGUCCAAAAGAGUUUUAGAACAUUUCUGUGAAACUGGUCCAGCUGAGAGUAUCACAGAUGGAGAAUCUGGGGUUUGAGAAGUCCAAAGACGAUCCUCCGCUGUAUGAGGAGACCUCGUUUUCUGGUAACGGCUAUGGAAAGAUGGAGCAUCGCUCCAUCAGGCCGUCAGUGGUGAGCGCCUUCGGACACAACACCCUGGACCGAGUGCCUCAUCUCGACUUCUACCGCAACGCAGGGAGUGUGAGCGGACAGCGAGCCAUCAGACCGUCCCUGCAGGAGCUUCACCAGGUCUUCCAGAAGAGUGGCGAUGUGGAUAUCCCUGACGCACUGGAUGACAGUGAGGGGAGCGAUGUUUUACCGAGUCAUGAUCUUGAAGCCCCGCCUCCAGACAGCGCAGGGGGAAUGGUUAAAUUCGGCUGGGUCAAAGGAGUACUGGUGAGAUGUAUGCUGAAUAUCUGGGGUGUGAUGCUUUUCAUUCGUCUGUCGUGGGUGUUUGGGCAAGCAGGAUCAGGUUUGGGAAUUAUUAUCAUUUUACUCAGUUUGGUGGUCACCACACUCACCGGUCUGUCCAUGUCAGCCAUCUGCACUAACGGAGUCGUACGGGGAGGAGGAGCGUACUAUCUGAUCUCGCGCAGUCUGGGUCCGGAGUUUGGCGGUUCUAUCGGUCUGAUCUUCGCCUUUGCUAAUGCUGUAGCCGUGGCCAUGUAUGUGGUGGGCUUCUCUGAGACGGUGGUGGACCUGCUGAAGGAGAGUGACGCCAUGAUGGUGGACGAGACAAACGAUAUCAGGAUCAUCGGCUGCAUCACUGUGGUGCUGCUGCUUGGCAUCUCAGUCGCCGGGAUGGAGUGGGAGGCCAAGGCUCAGAUUGUGUUGCUGGUGAUCCUGCUGAUUGCCAUAGUGAACGUUUUUGUGGGGACAGUCAUCCCCGCCACCAAGGACAAAAAGAGCAAAGGCUUCUUUAGCUACCAGGCCUCCAUUAUGGCCGAAAACUUCACUCCAGACUUCCGAGACGGGGAAACGUUUUUCUCUGUCUUUGCCAUCUUCUUCCCGGCAGCCACAGGAAUUCUGGCGGGAGCGAACAUCUCCGGAGAUCUGGAGGAUCCUCAGAGUGCUAUUCCAAUCGGUACACUACUGGCCAUCUUCAUUACAGGAAUGACGUACCUGGGCAUAGCGCUGUGUGUGUCUGGUACAGUGGUGAGAGACGCUACAGGAAAUGUAAACGACACCAUCAUUCCAGGCUCCAGCUGUAAUUUCUCAACUGCCUGUAAUUUUGGCUAUGAUUUCUCUGUGUGCGCGCACACCAAGUGCCCUUACGGCCUGAUGAACAACUUUCAGGUGAUGACGAUGGUGUCUGGGUUCGGUCCCCUCAUCACUGCAGGAACAUUUUCUGCCACUCUCUCGUCUGCGCUCGCCUCCCUAGUCAGCGCUCCAAAAGUCUUCCAGGCUCUGUGUAAAGACAACAUCUAUAAGGCUCUGCAUUUCUUCGCUAAAGGUCACGGUAAAAACAACGAACCCAUCCGAGGCUACGUGCUCACCUUCGCCAUCGCUGUGGCCUUCAUCCUCAUCGCUGAGUUGAACGUCAUCGCUCCCAUCAUCUCUAACUUCUUCCUGGCCUCCUAUGCUCUCAUUAACUUCUCCUGUUUCCACGCUUCCUACGCUAAGUCCCCAGGCUGGAGGCCGGCGUAUAAGUACUACAACAUGUGGCUGUCCCUGUUCGGGGCCGUGCUUUGUUGUGCUGUGAUGUUCGUGAUUAACUGGUGGGCUGCACUUCUCACAUACGCUAUUGAGAUCUUCCUGUACAUCUACGUCACUGUGAAAAAGCCAGAUGUGAACUGGGGUUCCUCAAAGCAGGCCGUGACCUUUGUGUCUGCCGUGAACAAUACACUCAUUUUAUCAGGAGUGAAUGAACAUGUUAAGAACUUCAGGCCUCAGUGCAUCGUCUUGACCGGAGCUCCUAAAACCCGGCCGGCCCUGCUGGACCUCGCUCACUCCUUUACUAAAAACUAUGGUCUCUGCCUCACCUGUGAAGUGUUAGUGGGCUCUCAGGUGGACCGGCAGCAGGAGCUGAGUGACCGCAUAGAACAAAACCAGCUGUGGCUCAAUGAGCAGAAGAGGAAAGCGUUCUACACCGCCGUGGUGACACACAGCUUUCGCAAGGGAACGGAGAGUCAGUUACAGGCAGCAGGGUUGGGCAGGCUCAGACCAAACACACUGAUGCUGGGAUUUAAGAGAGACUGGAAGACAGCAAACAUCAAGGACGUGCAAGAAUAUGUCGGGGUUCUGCACGAUGCGUUUGAUUGUGAGUACGGGUUGGUGAUGCUGAGGCUCAAUCAGGGACUGGACAUCUCACACAUCCUCGCAGCUGAAGAGGAGAUGGAGAGGAUGCUCCUGGAGCAGCAGGCGAUGGAGAUGGAGGAGAACGGCUUUCAGGAAGGAGGACACGGGUUCUUUAACAGAUUCGUUAAGUCAAAGAAAGCUCUCAAUCCUAAAGGUGUGGACGUGCCCCAGUCGUCUGAUGUGCUGAAGAUAAACCAGCGUCUGAUGGAGGCCAGCUGCCAGUUCAAGAGGAACCAGGGGAAGGGGACCAUCGACGUGUGGUGGUUAUUUGAUGACGGAGGUCUGACUCUGUUACUGCCCUACAUACUGACCACCAGGAAGAAGUGGAGAGAUUGUAAGCUGCGCAUCUUCACUGCAGGACAAGCGGAGCGUGUACAGCAAGAGAAAGAGGAAAUUGACUCUCUGUUGAACAAAUUCAGGAUUAAAUGCCUGGACAUCAUCAUCAUCACAGACCUUCACAUCAGACCCACUACAGAAAACUGGAAGCUGUUUGAGGACAUGAUCGCACCGUUCCGGCUGUACGAGGGCUCGAAGGACACGGCUGAGGCUGAAGCCCUGAGGAAGGAGAACCCCUGGAAGAUCACUGACGCUGAGCUGGACCGCUUUGAGGAGAAGACGACUCUUCAGGUGCGUCUGAAUGAGUUACUGCAGGAGAGCUCCAGAGCAGCUAAACUUAUCAUACUGAGCAUGCCGAUCGCCCGUAAAGGCUCUGUAUCUGAUCACCUUUACAUGUCGUGGUUGGAGGUCCUGACUAAAAACCUGCCCCCCACUGUGCUGGUGCGCGGGAACCACAAGAGCGUUCUCACCUUCUACUCAUAAAGGCAGUGUUCCAAUCCCAUUUUCACUAUGUCCUAUGCCCUACUGCCUCAGGAGAGAUUAUAACACAUAUUUAACCUGUAGUGUCCUAACCUAACCUUAACCUGUUAGCACCAUGAUCACGUUCUCUAAUGACACGUAAUGAUUGAUUAGCUCAUACCGGGGAAUUAACCAUGGAGAAGUGGAUGAGGGUGCAGGAAUGAGACACAGCCCAUGAAGAACACACUACUGCUCUCUAGUGGAAAUGUACAUCUCUACAGUUAGAUUUAAUGUGUAUGUGUCCUACAGGUCAUAAAAUAAAAGCUGAAAGUAAUUGCUUAUGAUGAAUGAAUGCAUAGAAGGAUUUAAGAUGAAGUGUAAUUUGCUGCAGUGAGUCACUAAGCGGAUGGUUGGAAGGAUGAUGGAUAAAUAACGAGUGAAGAAAUAUGACAGAUGAUAUUGGUGGAUAUUUGCAGUAUAAAUGUAAUAAAUGUAUGUCAGAUAAUAAUAAUGGAUCUACAGAUUGGUGAUGGAUGGGGGGGUAAUUAUAAAGACACUGAGUGGUAUUUUCGAGGCUGUUUUUUUUUUGUCCUGUAGGUUUUUGUAUAUUUUGCACCUUAGUUAGGAUACAGCUGGGGAAAUAACUACACAUAUUAAACAAAUAAAGGUCUCUGUAUUUAUAAAAGCUUUGGGUCUCUUCUAAUGAAAUAAUAAAUAGAUUUCACUCUGGACAUUUUAUAUACUAUAAAUGUAAA